CUCUUUUUUGCGACAACUGAGUAUACUUCUUUACUAGAUAAAAAAUAUAAAGAUGGCAAAAAGAAAGAGAAAGACAAGAACUCACAUUGCACCUACAGAAGAAGAAAUGGACAAGAUCCCCAAGAGUUUUGUUAUGCGAUCUGGAAUUGUUGGGCGAUCUGUUACUGCGCUUGUAAGAGAUGUUAGACGUAUAUUUGAACCACACACUGCAAGCCAUUUAAGAGAACGUCGAUCCAAUCGUCUUAAAGAUUUUGUUAUGGUUGCAGGACAACUUGGUGUUACUCACUUUGUAAUAUUUAGCCGCACAGAAAAGAACGUUAAUCUUCGUAUUUGUCGUGUACCUCGUGGACCCACAUUGACCUUUAGGGUAGUCGAAUAUGCUUUAGCUAAAGAUUGCUUGGCUCUCCAACGAAACCCAAAGACAUCCGAUACCGAAUAUCGCACAAGUCCGUUGAUAGUACUAAAUAACUUUCAGCAACCAGGAAAGGAAUUUAAAGUGAUGACAGCCAUGCUACAAAAUAUGUUCCCUUCUAUUGAUGUUCAAACAAUGCAAUUAUCUCAAGCUAAGCGAGUGCUUUUAUUCAACUAUAAUGAAGAUACGCAACAAAUCGAUGUUCGACAUUAUAGUAUUGGCGUGAAAGCAACCGGUGUAUCCAAGUCUAUUAAGCGAGUAGUGAACACAGAUCUGCCCAACUUAGGUGAUUUCGAAGACAUAUCAGACUACAUCUUAAAAGAAGCAAUAGUUUCAGAGAGCGAUGUAGAAGAUGGUCCGGAAUCAACGGUUACAUUACCUGAUCAGCGUAGAAAUGAACAAAGGGCAGUACGUCUUUGUGAAAUAGGGCCAAGAAUGACAUUGGAACUAGUGAAAGUAGAGAAUGGCGUUUGUGGUGGAGAAGUGUUAUAUCAUAGAUAUGUCAAAAAGACAAAGAGAGAAAGAAAGGAAAAUGAAGAAAGAGCAGCCAAAAAGGCGAAAAUACUAAAAGAAAAGGAAGAAGCGAGAGCCUUGAGAGAAAAGGAAAAAGAGGAAGAAGCUUCUAAAGAAGAAGAAGCUUCAGAUGAAGAAGAAGAAGAAGAAGAAGAAGCAUAA
This is a messenger RNA of Rhizopus microsporus ATCC 52813, 1087 nucleotides long. RefSeq names its product Brix-domain-containing protein. Gene Ontology annotation, cellular component: preribosome, large subunit precursor. The coding region runs from base 53 to 1087 and encodes 344 amino acids. NCBI's taxonomy places the organism in Eukaryota, Fungi, Mucoromycota, Mucoromycetes, Mucorales, Rhizopodaceae. The record is from RefSeq and is a predicted model, not a curated record. Gene Ontology annotation, biological process: ribosomal large subunit assembly; rRNA processing. Gene Ontology annotation, molecular function: rRNA binding. The transcript is spliced from 5 exons.